UUUGCCUUCACGCCCACCGUAAGCGAUGUCUCUCAAUCAUGCCUUCAGACUCUUCUUCUGGGGAAAGUCAGUGCGAAGAUAUGGGCAACUUCUGUGGCGGCCAGCACCACCGCCGUCCUGCCACCACCAGAAGCACAAGCAUAAGCAGAAGAUCUCUUGACCAUCGGGAAGAGGUGCAAAUGAAUUCAUCCGCCAAGCAAAGAUACGCCUUCAUUCCAGAUCGCUUCUCGUCCCUUGAUCAGGUGACGACGGCCUUAAGACAAGCUGGACUGGAGUCCUCCAAUCUUAUCCUCGGCAUAGAUUUCACCAAAAGCAAUGAGUGGACAGGCAAGGUCUCAUUCAAUAAGCGAAGCUUGCAUAGCAUCGGAGAUGUGCCGAAUCCCUAUGAGACAGCCAUCUCUAUCAUUGGAAAGACUUUGGCUCCAUUAGACGAAGACAACUUAAUUCCUUGCUUUGGCUUCGGAGAUGUCACAACUCAUGAUCGAGAAGUAUUCAGCUUUCACAGUGAUCAUUCCCCCUGCCACGGAUUUGAGGAAGUUUUAGCCUGCUAUAGAAAAAUAGUUUCGAGUUUGACACUUUCAGGGCCAACAUCUUACGGACCGAUAGUUGAGGCUGCCGUGAACAUUGUGGAGAAAAGUGGUGGCCAGUUCCAUAUAUUAGUUAUCGUUGCAGAUGGCCAGGUCACAAGGAGUGCGGAUACAAGGGAUCAAGAGCUCAGCCCACAAGAAGAGAGGACCAUUAGCUCCAUCGUGGAAGCAAGCUUAUACCCACUUUCAAUCGUCCUUGUUGGAGUUGGAGAUGGGCCUUGGGAAGAUAUGCAGAAGUUCGACGACAAGAUCCCUGCACGUGAAUUUGAUAAUUUUCAGUUUGUGAAUUUCACUGCCACCAUGUCUAAAAGUGUAAGUCCAUCGGAGAAAGAAACGGCAUUCGCUCUUGCUGCUCUCAUGGAGAUUCCCUUCCAGUACAAAGCCACCCUCGAGCUUGGAAUGCUUGGUCAUGCCAGGGGCAAAGCUAAAAGGGUAGUUCCACGUCCUCCACCAGGGGGAAUUCCGCACAGUGAUGGCAUACUCAGAAUGCCUACCAACCUCUCAGCCACAGCUGAUGACCAACAGAACCAGGUGUGCCCUGUUUGCCUGACAAAUCCCAAGAACAUGGCAUUUGGUUGCGGUCACAUGGCUUGCGGAGAAUGCGAAGAAAGAUUGUCCAGUUGUCCUAUAUGUCGCCAGCCAAUCACUAGCAGGCUCAGACUGUACACGUGAUUAUUCCUCCAGGAUGAAAAAAAGCACACUGGCUGCACUUUUAUCGAGCCUCAGAAAGAUAAUAGAGGUUAAUGCCACUGUUCAAUGUACGAAGAUGGACCCUGAGAAUAUACUUACAUAUGUAUGAUAUAUACGUAAAUAUGUACGAGUGGCAGGUGCUGGCCCA
Molecule: messenger RNA, 1425 nt
Organism: Eucalyptus grandis
Lineage: Eukaryota; Viridiplantae; Streptophyta; Magnoliopsida; Myrtales; Myrtaceae
Product: E3 ubiquitin-protein ligase RGLG4
Exons: 11
Coding region: 39-1259 (406 amino acids)
Source: RefSeq, a predicted model, not a curated record